Messenger RNA from Lacerta agilis (Sand lizard), 1541 nucleotides. It is a transcript of the gene PIGH, whose product is annotated as phosphatidylinositol glycan anchor biosynthesis class H. Gene Ontology annotation, cellular component: glycosylphosphatidylinositol-N-acetylglucosaminyltransferase (GPI-GnT) complex. Lineage: Eukaryota; Metazoa; Chordata; Lepidosauria; Squamata; Lacertidae. The record is from RefSeq and is a predicted model, not a curated record. The transcript is spliced from 4 exons. Gene Ontology annotation, biological process: GPI anchor biosynthetic process. The coding region runs from base 81 to 635 and encodes 184 amino acids.
GAGGGGAAGGCAGGCCGGAGGACGGUGGUAGUCGCUCUGCGCGCCUGCUGGGGCGUUCUCGUCGCUCCCUGGAGUGGGGGAUGGCGGAGGAAGAGGGGUACCUGGCCCUGUCCGGGGAGCGCAUCACGCUGCAGCGCCUCCACCACAGCGCCUCCUGCCGGGAGUUUCAGGUGCGCUGCCCGAGGCUGCAGCUGCGUUCGCUCAGCGCCGUCACGUGCUCCGUGUGGCUGGUGGCCUACGGGCUCUUCGUCCUCAGCCAGAACAGUGGGGUGCUCUCUGCUGCUAUAUUUGUCACACUGAUAGGCUUGCUUGUGUACCUGCACUUCGUGAAAAUUGACCAGGAGUCUCUGCUUAUUGUUGGCUCACUUGGAAUACAGAUGACUUCAUCUUAUGCAUCUGGCAAAGAAAGUACAACCUUUAUAGAGAUAAGCCAGGUAAAAGAUGUGGUCAUCAAUGAAGCCAUCUAUAUGCAAAAGGUUAUCUAUUACCUGUGCAUCCUUCUCCAAGACCCCGUGGAACCUCAUGUUGUUUCAGAGGUAGUACCAUUGUUCCAGAGCUCCAAGCCACGUCUAGACUGCCUUGUCCAAGUGUACAAAAGCUGCCAAGAAAUCCUGGAGCAGAGGAAGACAUAUUGACACCAGUUUUUUAAAGUGAAGUCUUUAUCUGGGUAGAAAACUUGCUAAAAUACCAAGCUUUUCUUUAAAAAAAACACAACCACAGUAGUUGGGAAGGCACUUGUUGCAAGCAUGUUAAUGGACUUGACCGUGUGGAUAACUAGAUGGCAGUGGAUUCUAAUGCACCAGAGAACUGAAAACUGCUAGUGCUUUCAUGGGCAAGGACUGAGUAUGUAAUCUUGAAUAAAUGUUAUGGUGGAGAAAUGGCUAAACUGCGCCCCACACCUCCUUUUUUCAACAUGACGUAAGAAUGAUUAUAAACUUUCUGUAAAUAAUUAACUCCACCAUGUGAAUGGAAAUCUACAGGGAAGGUUCAGCAGAAAUGGGAUGGACAGGGAAACUGUCACCUUAGUACAAGUAUAUGGAAGACGAGAAACUGAUAACACCAUUACAUUAUUUUCUAAAAUCAAUUGUGAUAUCUUCAGUGUCUGUAUGAUAUUCUUACUUAUGCACUCAGGUUUGUCAUUAGCAAUUGAUAUUAUUUGAUACAAAUGUCUGCUAAACAAAUCCUUUCACUAGUUGUUUUAGAAGCAUUUUGCUGUAUCCUGUGUUGUAACAAGAUAACCUGUGUUUACCAAGUUCAUAUGUUGUCAGGACAUUUUCCAGUACACAUGGAAGAUCUGGCCACAGUCUAGAGAACCUCACAUCGAACUUCAAAUAAAAACAGACUUCUCAUCAUCCAGCCAGACAACUGCUUUUGAAAUUUAGGGAAAUUUCUAAGCACUUGGUCAUAGGACAUGGAGAGGGUACAGAACUGCUUCCUCCCAAGGAAAGUGUCAGAAGUCAUGCUGAUCUCCCACAAUCCCUAAGCUUAGCUGCCUGAAUUGGUGGUUGGAAAUUUGUCAAAUAGUAAAUGCCAUUCCCUUA